This is a messenger RNA of Lottia gigantea (owl limpet), 1011 nucleotides long. RefSeq lists its product as hypothetical. The transcript is spliced from 7 exons. Gene Ontology annotation, molecular function: NADPH binding; quinone binding; quinone reductase (NADPH) activity. The record is from RefSeq and is a predicted model, not a curated record. NCBI's taxonomy places the organism in Eukaryota, Metazoa, Mollusca, Gastropoda, Lottiidae. Bases 1 to 1011 code for a protein of 336 amino acids.
AUGAUUAUGAAAGCUGCUCAGUUUAAAGCUGGUGGACCAGAAGGUAUAUACAUAGAUGAUGUUCCUGUCCCUAAACCAUUACCUAAUGAAAUUUUGAUAAAAGUUAUGGCUACAGCCAUUAACAGAGCUGAUACGUUGCAGAGAAAAGGUCUUUACCCACCACCACCAGGUGCUAGUGAUAUUUUAGGAUUAGAAGCUGUUGGAAUCGUACAGCAACUGGGUACUGAUAGCGGUAAAUGGAAAGUAGGCGACCGCGUUAUGGGUUUAUUGCCAGGAGGUGGGAACGCAGAAUAUGUAGCAGCCCAUGAAGAUUUAUUCCUUAAAUUACCCCAAUCGUUAGAUUUCCUUACUGCUGCAGCUAUACCAGAGGUUUGGUUAACAGCAUUCCAAUUACUACAUACUAUAGGAAAAGUACAAAAGGGUGAAACUGUCUUGAUUCAUGGAGGUGGAAGUGGUGUCGGUACAGCUUUAACUCAACUGGUAAAACUAGCGGAUGCUAUACCUUUUGUAACAGCUGGUACUCAAGAAAAAUUAGAUAAAGCCAAAAGUCUGGGUGCAUUUGCUGGUUUUAAUUAUAAAAAUGAAACAUUUGGUGGAAAAGUCAUCGAAAUUACUGCUGGAAAAGGAGCCAAUAUCAUAUUAGAUUGUGUCGGCGGGUCUUUCUACGAGGAUAACAUCGAAGCAGUUGCUGUUGACGGUCGUUGGAUAGUGUAUGGUUUGAUGGGUGGAGGAAAUAUAAAUGGCGAUUUUCUGAGUAAAUUGUUAAGAAAAAGAAUAACUAUAACUGGGACUACAUUACGUGCAAGAUCCGUUCAGUACAAAAAAGAAUUAAUAGAUAAUUUUUCAAAAAUGGUGCUUCCUAAUUUUGAAUCAGGAAAACUACAGGUUGUAAUAGAUACUGUUAUGCCUUUAUCUAAUCUGGCAGAGGCACACAGUUUGAUGGAAGCAAAUAAGAACAACGGUAAAAUAAUUAUACAAGUCGAUGAGAAUUUGAAUAAAGAUGAACUUUAG